AUGUUAUUGGUACCAGACAGCUUACUCGGACCUUCGAAGGAAGGAGGAAGCUCGGCAUCGAACAGUACAACUUUUACGAUAUCUGAACUCGACAAGUUGGUCCAGUUCGUCCAGCAACACGCCGAGCGCGACCGUCUAGUGCUCAUUUUUUGGUCCUCGCGAAACCCUGAGACGGGCAAGAUGUGGUGUCCGGAUUGCGAAGAAAUGGAAACCAAUCUCAGCAAUGUUCUUAAAUACCAAGACCUCGAGUCGAUCACCACUCCUUCUAGUAGCAGUGGUCCCGACCAACCAUCGGGUCAAACCGGGCACCAUUUGGUGUAUGUGUAUGUCGGUGACCGCGAUCAAUGGAAGGAUCCCGAGAACCCAUUCCGACGCUCUCCCUGGAACCUGACCAAGAUCCCAACGGUCCUCAAACUUUGUCCUAGUCCUCCAUCCAAUACCAACCUCAAUUCCGAGAUCGCCGUUAAUGAUCAACAUCGAUUAGUCGAAAACGACGCCAAUGAUUUCAAGAAAUUGUUGGACUUUCUGGCCUAA
Molecule: messenger RNA, 534 nt
Organism: Puccinia triticina
Lineage: Eukaryota; Fungi; Basidiomycota; Pucciniomycetes; Pucciniales; Pucciniaceae
Exons: 4
Coding region: 1-534 (177 amino acids)
Cellular component (GO): cytosol
Molecular function (GO): protein-disulfide reductase [NAD(P)H] activity
Source: RefSeq, a predicted model, not a curated record